Messenger RNA from Rotaria socialis, 1422 nucleotides. The record is from the annotation of a GenBank genome assembly. NCBI's taxonomy places the organism in Eukaryota, Metazoa, Rotifera, Eurotatoria, Philodinida, Philodinidae.
AUGACAGAAGGUCAGAUUUUAAAGGAAGAAAUCAGUACCAGUGAUGAUGAAUCUAGAAAAGAAUCUCCUGAUGCAAUGAUAAGUGGAGAGAAUCUUAAUGAAGAAAAUCUUAAUAAUGAAGAAGAAGAAGAAGAAGAUCUUGAUUUUUACGAUUUUCUUGAAGCUGUUUCCGAUAAAAUUGACAAUAUUAAAAAUCAAAUUGAAAAACGACGAGAACAACCUCGACAACGCUUACUACGAACUAUAGCUGAGCUUGAAGAACAAAAACGUAUUCUUAAAACUCAAUUACAACAACGUAUUCAUAUUUGGUCGGAAAAUUUUAAACAACCGAAUUUUAUUCGUACGCGUGAUAAAAUAUCAUUUUCUAUUGGAGUUGCUAAUGCUUGUUUUUCACCGUUAGUUGCUGGACGUUGGCCACAUAUAUUACCUCUUGUGUAUACUUUUCAGGCAUUAUUUCUUAUUACACUUCGAUUUUUUAUUUAUAAACGUAAAAGUUGGCAUUAUUUUGUUUAUGAUUUAUGUUAUUUUGUUAAUCUUCUAACGAUACUUUAUUUAUGGGUAUUUCCAUCGUCAACAAUUCUUUUUACUGUCUGCUAUACACUAAGCCAUGGUCCAUUAAGUUUUGCAAUAGUUCUUUGGAGAAAUUCACUUGUGUUUCAUAGUUUGGACAAAGUAACCAGUUUAUUUAUUCAUAUGUAUCCACCAUUAACAUUAUUUACUCUUCGUUGGCUCUUACCAGUUGAACUUCAACGUGAAAAUUAUCCAGCUAUUACUAAAAUAGGACCAUCACUAAAUACAGCAUCAGCUGUAUUUUAUACAGUUGUUUUUUAUUUAAUCUGGCAAUUAUUAUACUAUGCCUUCAUUGUUUAUGGACGUCGAGAAAAAGUUGCACGCGGUUUACGAGCUACAUCCUAUACAUGGCUGUUGACUGAUAAGGAUGGUUUUGUUGCACGUCUCAUAGAAAAAUUUGGUUUCGGCAGUCCAGAUGAUGGUAUUAAUCUAUAUAAAGUUGUAUUUUAUUUCUUUUUACAAUUUGGAUAUAUGCUCAUAUCGAUAUUACCAGUCUGUUUCUGGUAUUAUCGAAAUAUGUAUAUCAAUGGAAUAUUUCUUUGCGCCAUUUUUGCUGUUAGUGUUUAUAAUGGAGCUUCGUUUUAUAUUGAUGUUUUCUCACGUCGAUAUUUGAAAAGUCUUGAAUUAUUGCAUGAUUGCGAUGAAAAUGAAGUAAACGAGGGUGUUCCACGUCAUUCAACUAUAUGUUGUCCUUUACGAAAGGCUUCUCAAACAUCUACAAGUUGUUCCCUGCGUCUCAAUAUGUCUGCUAGACACUAUUCAUUACUUGUUGUUCAUUGUAAAAAUUUAAAUGAAAUCUAUCUCUAUAGAAAUCUUUCAUCAAAUAUAUAUUCAUUUCCAAAUAUCAUUUAA